AUGAAAAUGUGGUUGCUGGUUAGUCAUCUGAUGAUAAUCUCAUUUACAACCUGUCUAGCAGAGUUUACAUGGCACAGAAGGUAUGGUCAUGGAGUUUCUGAGGAAGACAAAGGAUUUGGACCAAUUUUUGAAGAGCAACCAAUCAAUACCAUUUAUCCAGAAGAAUCACUGGAAGGAAAAGUUUCACUAAACUGUAGGGCACGAGCCAGCCCUUUUCCAGUUUACAAAUGGAGAAUGAAUAACGGAGAUGUUGAUCUGACAAGUGACCGAUACAGUAUGGUGGGAGGAAACCUUGUCAUCAACAACCCUGACAAACAGAAAGAUGCUGGAACAUACUAUUGUUUGGCAUCAAAUAACUAUGGCAUGGUCAGAAGCACUGAAGCAAUCCUGAGCUUUGGAUAUCUUGAUCCUUUCCCACCUGAGGAACGCCCUGAGGUCAAAGUGAAAGAAGGAAAAGGAAUGGUGCUUCUCUGUGAUCCCCCAUACCAUUUUCCAGAUGAUCUUAGCUACCGCUGGCUUCUCAAUGAAUUUCCUGUAUUUAUCACAAUGGAUAAACGAAGAUUUGUGUCUCAAACCAAUGGCAAUCUCUACAUUGCAAAUGUUGAGGCAUCUGACAAAGGCAAUUAUUCCUGCUUUGUAUCCAGUCCUUCCAUUACAAAGAGUGUGUUCAGCAAAUUUAUCCCACUCAUUCCAAUACCUGAACGAACAACAAAACCAUAUCCUGCUGAUAUUGUAGUUCAGUUCAAGGACAUAUAUGCAUUGAUGGGUCAAAAUGUGACUUUAGAGUGUUUUGCACUUGGAAAUCCUGUUCCAGAUAUCCGAUGGCGGAAGGUUCUAGAACCAAUGCCAAGUACUGCUGAGAUCAGCACCUCAGGAGCUGUCCUCAAGAUCUUCAAUAUCCAACUGGAAGAUGAAGGCAUAUAUGAAUGUGAGGCUGAGAACAUUAGAGGAAAGGAUAAACACCAGGCAAGAAUUUAUGUUCAAGCAUUUCCUGAGUGGGUAGAACAUAUCAAUGACACAGAGGUGGACAUUGGCAGUGAUCUCUACUGGCCUUGUGUGGCCACAGGGAAGCCCAUUCCUUCAAUUCGAUGGCUGAAAAAUGGAUAUGCGUAUCAUAAAGGGGAACUGAGACUAUAUGAUGUGACUUUUGAAAAUGCUGGAAUGUAUCAGUGCAUAGCUGAAAACACAUAUGGAGCCAUUUAUGCAAAUGCUGAGUUGAAAAUCUUGGCUUUGGCUCCAACUUUUGAAAUGAAUCCUAUGAAGAAAAAGAUCUUGGCUGCUAAGGGAGGAAGGGUUAUAAUCGAAUGCAAACCUAAAGCUGCACCUAAACCAAAGUUCUCCUGGAGUAAAGGAACAGAGUGGCUUGUCAACAGUAGCAGAAUACUCAUUUGGGAAGAUGGUAGCUUGGAAAUCAAUAACAUUACAAGGAAUGAUGGAGGUGUCUAUACAUGCUUUGCAGAAAAUAAUAGAGGGAAAGCUAAUAGCACUGGGACUCUUGUGAUCACAGAUCCCACACGAAUCAUAUUGGCCCCAAUUAAUGCUGAUAUCACUGUUGGAGAAAAUGCCACCAUGCAGUGUGCUGCAUCCUUUGACCCCGCCUUGGACCUCACAUUUGUUUGGUCCUUCAAUGGCUAUGUGAUUGACUUUAACAAAGAAAAUAUCCAUUACCAGAGGAAUUUUAUGCUGGAUGCCAAUGGUGAGCUGCUCAUCCGAAAUGCCCAGCUGAAACAUGCUGGAAGAUACACAUGCACUGCUCAGACAAUUGUGGACAAUUCUUCAGCUUCAGCUGACCUUGUUGUGCGAGGUAAAAACAGAAAAGAUGGAGAGAAAAGCAUGGCGGAUCCCUUUCUCCCCGUCUGUGCAAGCCUGCCUCCAACCUGGUGAUCGUUCACACUCACCAUUUGUGUGAAAGCCUUUUUUUUUAAUAUGAUACUAGAGUUGACUAAUUAACUCAAUCUUAUAGUUUCUGCAAUUUUCCCUCUGCAAACUAGUUCUUAGAGGAUGUUUCCCCAUUGAAAUUUCUAAACAUAAAAGAUUUUUUUUAGAUGUAAUUAUACAGCUUCACUAAUACCCGAAAACAAUGCCUAGUGAACUAACCCAGUACUUCAUAUACUGGCCAAGUGAAAGUUUUGUGUUUUCCUGUCUUGUUUUUCUUUGAAACUAUAUAUCUCAGAAGUUAGCUCAUUACCUGAAAAAUUUAUGAAGAACUGGUAAAGUAUAACAGGAGUAUUGCCACUGAAUGGACUAUUUGAUUUAUUUGAGCAGGUAAUGAACAAUAUUGCUGUCAAAUUCACCAUUGCGCAACCUUAAUUAGCACAUAAAAUAAGAGGAGCCGUGCUCCAGGAGCCUUUCCUAUCCUUGUGCCAUUCAUAUUCUUUGGUAGGAAAGAAGGAAAAGCAAUAAUAACCACAGAGAGUGAUCACAACCCUGAAGGAACUGGGAAUACUGGGAUUUGGAAGUGAAUAUGGACAGUAUGGGUAGGAAAACAUCAUCUCUGUAGGAAGAUUUAUGGGAGGAUGGCUAAGCCACUAGCAACAUAAGUUUAUGAUAAAUUUUAUCAUAAAGCCAUUAGCUUUCUUGGGCUUUUCUUUUGAUAGCAAGGUUGAGAUAUUUAUUAGAAGGACUUGGGCAGAAGUGGAGGGAUUAAAAUGACACUAUAUAACUCUUUCUGGGACUACUUAAAUUUCAUUAUUUGAAAAUGCUUUCAUUUUCAUUCUUUGGUCAAAGAAGCAUGCUUAAAAUUUUUGUUUCUUCCCAAGAAAUAAUUUUGUUCUUUAUAAACAAUUUUAUAUUUAGGUAUGAGACAGGAUUCAGACCUCUCAUUUAGUAACUCUAGCAACACCUCAGAAAGCACUGAGGGAUAUGGAUAUUAUUCUUAAACCAUUACUUAUAUAUAGUUUUAUUUUCAAAAUAAUGUAUUAGUCAUCUUAAAGGAAUAAAUGUCUCUGAUUCAAGAUCUUACUUCCAUCUUUUAUAUUUUGUAAACUCAGUUGCCAUCACAGAAGGAACUCUCUUAGAAUUUGAACUAGAGGUCUGAAUCAAUUUCCAUGUUAGUAAGUUAUGUAAAAUCAUGCUGAGAGUUUUCAAGUAUCUAUAAACAUCACCAUGGAGACAUGUGUCUGAGUCAUCAUUGUGGGCAUCUUCCUACAUAGUCCAUAUUUGAAAUUAUACCACCGAGACAAGCUGGGAAUAUAGUUUUAGAAUGAAAGAGUAAAAGUUAGAUUAGAAGCCAUGUAACAAGCAUGAUGGGACAAGGAAAGGGACAACAUUCUUAUUUAAGCAAAUUAUAUUGAUAUAAAGUAGGAGAAGUGUACAGAUUCAUUGACCUCCUUUUGGUCCCAAUCUCUUUGUAAUUAGAAUCUAAGUUCACUUUUAUCUAUGUCAGAGGUUAAGAAAAAUCAAGCUCCUAUUACAUGGUAGAGACAUUUAAUACUUAGUUUUCUGCUAGUACAGUUUCAAACAUCAACAAGACCACACAAAAUUGAUUUGCAUUUAUAAUAAAUGUAUUUCUAAUGUGCAUUUAUAUGCAUUUUAAAAUAGAGCCAUUGCUUUAACUAAUUUUCAGGGCAAGAACAGUAAUAAGGGAAAUUUAAUUUAUUUCAGUAAAGAAGACUUGCCUUAACAUAACUGAUGAUCUUUAUCUCCCAGCAACUUUCAUUUUAAAAUUAACUUAUUUUAAAAAGGAACCAUAAUUAGUUCUGAAAUUUUUGUUUCCAUAUCAUCUUCAAACUUUUCAUUGGAAGUUGUCAUUUUGGCAAAAAUAAACAACAAAUCCUGGGAUACUUUCUGUGGUGCUUUCGUUUUACUCCUUGCUGGGAAAGAAAAUGAUAACAAAAUGUUUUUUUCUAUUAAACAUCAGUUUGAGAUCAGCAAGAUUUAUGUUAAAAUAUUAAAACAGUGUGCUGUGUCCAGGAGUGUCCCAAAAGGACUGAUGCUUGUGGGGAUACAUUUCCAUCAGUAGUUGUUGAGGAAGCCAACUGUAGUUGUUGAAUGGGGAGCGAGCAUGUUAGGUCUCCUGCUAGGUAGUCACCAACUUCACCCAUGGCUGGAGGGCACGGCAUGCACAACCCAUCUCUUCUCCAGUCUUCUGUCCCAUUUGAUUUAUUAAAAAAUGAAUUUCAAGUAUUGAUUGAGAAAAAUAUGGUCAGCUUAUUUUUAAUAUGUGAAUCAUUUGGAAAACAUAGUUUUCCUGCUAGCUUUCCUAAAAUGUCUGAAAUCUUGUCAUUGAACAUUAUGGACAAAAUUGAUAAAAAAUGUUUUAUCAAUGUGUUUAUUGUAUUUCUGAUCAUUUUUCUAAUUAUUUUACAUAUAAAUGAGAACUGAGUGAAAAUCAAAUAAGUUUUUUUCCUAAAACAUUAAUAAUAUUUAGAAAAGAUUAACAAAUAUCUUUAUGGUGAUCAAGAAAGACUGGGAAAGUAUUAAGAAUUUAUAAAUAGGUGAUGUGAAAAUCUUUACAUAUUUGAUUUAGCAGAUCAGAUGGAGAUUUAAAAGCUAUAACCAAUGUACUAUAGUUUCAUUGUUUUUCCAAGAUAGCUCCUGGGCCCAAGUAAUUUAUAUUCUCUCCAAUAAAAAGUAACACUGUUCCCUUAACAUGAAUAAUAUGCAUAAUAAAAUAUUUAAAGAAGGAUAAAAAAAAGUAACUAAUGGAAAGUAAUCAAGUCUAUUUUAAAAUGUGAUAAUAAUAAUGCUAUGUCUAAAUUGUUGCUUUUAGCAUAGUUGUUGAGAAGUUGGCCUCAAGGCAAAUUGAUUGGGUUCAAAUCCUUAACUUUGCCAUGUAUUAGCAGGAUGACCAUGGUCAUUGAUUUAAUCUGUCCCUUACUAUAUUUCCUCAUCUAUAAAAUAGGAAAUAUAAUAGCAUAGGAUAGGGUAUUAGUAUGAAUUAUAAAAUAUUUGGCAGUAAUUCAGUUGCAAUAAGAACUCAAUGAAAACUAUAAUUUUUAUUAACAUAUACCAUAUAAACUUCCUUUUGUGAUUUACUAAUAAUUUUCUCAUGUAAAUUUUAUGCUGUCAUGGGUUCAUUACUUCCUCAACUAAUAUCGACAAAUCCCAGAGAACAAUAGAGUAAAACUGUUGGCAUCCAGAUAGUUCUUUAGAAGUUUUUUGCAGAUGACACAUUUGAGUCACAUGAUCUGAAUUUGCAAAUGGACAUUUUCUCAGAUGGGGCACAUUACAACAGGAAGCCCUGUCGCCUGUUUUGACUCUGCAUUGCCACUGACAGGCUGUAAUUCUGACAGUAGUAAUCUAUCUAGACACAGCAUCCUUCUAUGGAACACACAGAUAUUGGCUUAAACAAGCUCUGAAGUGUAUAUGAUAUAUAUAAAAUAUUGAACUAUCUCUGUUAUCUGCUGAAGGUCAAUGAUUUAAUAGUAAAAAUGUUGAGAACCAAGAAAAAUUUAGGGAAAGAAAAUACAGAUGUGGUAAGUGAGACUUUCCAUUUAACUGCAGAUGAUAGGGAUCAUUCUGGAAGUUUCCAAAGUCCUUCAUUAGGUAAGAAGGUGACAGAAAUGAGCCUCAGUAAUUAUUUGUGAACUUUUAGCUAACUUUGAAGAACUCAUGAUGUAAAACUAUAACACUGACAAGGACUUUGGUAGACCAUUAUUUAUCCCCCAUAGGCGAGGUUUUAUUGAACAUUCUUAAUGAACAGUUUCUGAGAGGGAUACUUGCAGCUAGAGAGAAAGAAUACUUAGGUGUCAAACAAGCACAGUAAGAAAUAGGUAAUAGAAAUAGAAAAGGAAAACUACUCAUAGUGUUAGCCUCCAGCUGAGAAGAGAAAAAAGGCAAGACAAAGAAAAGUUGCAAUUAAACACCGAUUUUGAUUCUGAAUGGGAAAAGGUGCAAACAACCAACAUGGAACUGCAUAUGUAUUGUUACUUGUAUCAAAGUGGAAUUUGGUCACCUGGAUGGGCCUAACACAAUUAGAGGUGUCCACUCUUUGUGACAUAUGGUCAGAACUGGGAAGAAUCAGGAAACAAAAAUAGCAGCACUGCUGUAGGGAUAUGAUAUAUGAGCUUAAUAAAAUGCAUUUCAGAAACUCUAGGGCAUGGGAUGGGAGACAUGUUAGGAAGACAGGAAGGAAAAUAAAGCCAUACUCAUAAGAGCAAAAAAGCAAAAAGCAUGACUUAAAUAGCUUUUUAUUGUCUCAUCCAAAUCUCCUUUUAUUUUUUCUACUCAUUUUCUUCUCUUUCAAACUCCCCAAGUAUUUAAUUAAUGAUAGUAAGAAGAACUGAUGAAAUGACCUCUCCUGGGCUAGUCAGAGGAACAUUCCAGUGUCCCCCCUCAAAUCUUUAAUAAUUAAAAUAAAAGAAAGAAAAAAUUGAAAGACUGAAGUAAUUUAUCACCUAAUGUAUCUAGACACUUAAAAUAUAGUCAGAUGGCAGAGGUCCUUUUCAUGGGAUCAAUUUCUCUGUUUCAUGAUAAUUUAACUUUGGGAUAAUGUUCUUGUCAGUCAUUAGCUAUGUGAUUGAGAACAAUCUAAGAAACUCUAAAGAGGUAUAAGAGGAUAAUAAUGAAAAGAGCUGCGUGUAGCAGUUCACGUGCUUACAGCUUUCCCUGGCUUCGAUUCUUUCCUUAAGGAUUUAUUGAGUGUACACAAUGAAGGGAGUUUAAGAAAAAGGAAUUUGUGGGGUCAGAAUUAUGUAUAGCUUUUUUUUUUUUUUUUCAUUGACAAUAGAAUCAGAAGAGUUGUAAACUCUUAAAUGCCUUCCCUUGUGCUGAGGAACAAGUAGCUCCUUAUUUUAUUUUCUACCACAGCCCUUUUCUCUCCAUUCUGAAAAAUAACUAAGCAAGUAACAUCAGCCUCCAUGCUCAAAAGUCUUCCUUCUACAAGCCGCCACAGGGCUGGCCUGACCGUCUCUAUGGUAACACUGUCCUAUUUUUACCACAUCCUGAUUACUUAGUAUGGACAGGAGUGUCUUCAUAUUCUGGACUUUUCCUCACCUCCAUCAAAUUGACCAGAAAACACUUUACUUUCUGAUAUUCCUACUUUCUUCUUAGUGGCAAGUGAUAAAUGAGUGAUGCGGUAAAUAGAUCCCUCACAAUGAUUAACAAGGACUACAAUCACUAUUGCCAGAUAGCUAAGACACUUGGACAGCUAUUCUAGAGACAAUGACAAUAAUAUUGUUACUAGCUGAAGUUUACUGAGGACUUCUACAGACCAGGCCUAGCACUAGAUUCUUUAAGGAUGUCAUCUUAAUCCUAACAACAGUAUCAUCAAUUUACAUUACUUUUGUUUUAUACUUGAGAAAAUUAGAACUUAGUAAAUUUAAGAAACUUGAUCAAGAUAAAUCAGGGCAUAAAAUUUAAAGCCAAGCCCAUUUUAACUCUAAAAUUCCUGGUUUUUAAUAGUAUGUCUUUUUCUCCUUUAUUUUCUGAGAAAGAUUUGUAGUCAGUUGCUAGAUGGAAAAUGCUACUUUACAUCAGUUGAAACAUUACCAAGUAACAUUGCCACACAAGGGUGUAAGAAUACUAACCAACCUGACCCUCUGUAUUUAUCCUCUGAAUUCCACCUCCUUGUGAUGACACUGUCAUUUCAGGGCAGGUGUAAGAAUGCAGAUUGUAUUGUAGAUGGUCAUUAUGGUUAUGGACCUAUCUGGAGAUCAAUUAUGAUAAAUUAUUUUGUAUAGUUACCAAAUACUUAUGAAAAACUCACUAUAGGUCAAACAUAUAUUAGUGGAAAAAAUGACAAACACCAUGUUUUACUUAAGAAUGCUGCUCUUCAGUGAAUGGAAAACUGAAAAAGAUAUUAUGCACGCAAUAUUCCAACAAAUACACUGAAAUAUGCAGCUCUAAUCUGAUCUUGUGAAAUAUUAGUCAUUUGAAACUCCAAGAAUUCAGAGAAUAACAGCAAGGAAAUGAUUUAUAGUUUUGUGGUUAAAGAACCUAUGGCAAUUUUGCCUCAAAUUCCCUUUAACAUUUUCUAAAUACCUUACCUUUAAACUCAGAAAAAGUAUUUGAAUGCAUGCAUUACAGAAAUUUACCUUUCUUUUAAAAUUUUUCCUUUAUAUUUCCUCCCUUAUUUUUAAUUUUAAUACUUUGAAAUAUUCUUCUUAGUUAUUAACUUGGAAUGAUGCUUUCUGUGAAGUACUGAACUUCUUGGUUCUGAUCAAUAAUGUAUACUGUAUUUUAGUGUGAUUUUUCACAUAAAAAUGCAAUAUGUUCUCUCAAUAUCAAAUGUGCUCUGUUAUUUAUGUAUCUGCUUUCAAUUAUUUAACAUUAAAAAGUGUAAGUACAAUAUUACAGAGGACAUUUAUACAAGUUAAUUUACCUUUAUUAUAUUCAAAUGUGAUAUAUUUCCAAAUAAUAAAAUUUACUACCAUCCAUAGACUGUGUCUCG
Sciurus carolinensis (gray squirrel) is the source of this 8332-nucleotide messenger RNA. It is a transcript of the gene Cntn1, whose product is annotated as contactin 1. The record is from RefSeq and is a predicted model, not a curated record. Gene Ontology annotation, biological process: brain development; cell-cell adhesion. NCBI's taxonomy places the organism in Eukaryota, Metazoa, Chordata, Mammalia, Rodentia, Sciuridae. Bases 1 to 1884 code for a protein of 627 amino acids. The transcript has 15 exons. Gene Ontology annotation, molecular function: cell-cell adhesion mediator activity.